Molecule: messenger RNA, 1456 nt
Organism: Drosophila obscura
Lineage: Eukaryota; Metazoa; Arthropoda; Insecta; Diptera; Drosophilidae
Product: CD151 antigen
Exons: 8
Coding region: 538-1248 (236 amino acids)
Cellular component (GO): membrane
Source: RefSeq, a predicted model, not a curated record
UCGCCCGAACUGUUCCCACUACCAGUUUGAAGCGAACACUCGUGCGGUGGAGUCGAGCUCGUCCCCACAUAUCUCUGUCCGUCUCCGUCCCGUCACCGUGCCCAUAUAGUAUAAGCCCAGUUCCCACAGCACUACAGCACCGAUAUCCAGUGGAAAUAUACAAAACAGAUCAACAAAACCUCCCCCCACCGUCCGUCUCGAGUGUCCAUUUCAUUCCCAAGAGUUUUUGUGCAGUCAAGUACAACCGAAAAUAUUUUUUUUUUCUGUCUUUCGGUUGGGCUUUCUGUGUGGCUCGCGCCCCGACUCGAGCUUUUUUUUUUUAUUAAACAAUUAAGAGUCAAUUUACAUAGGCAAAAGCUGUAAAAGGAAAACCGCCAAAAUUGGUUACCUAACGAAAACUUCGUUUGUGCUACGGGAAGGCAACAAAAGCCGCCAGCCAUCAAGAACAUAUCCGUUAUCCUUCCCAUUCCAAUUCAUUUGCAUCAUCAUCCAUUCUUCACAUCGGAUUCUUAUCAGCUUUAGACAAAAGACGACGACAUGGGCUUCAGUUCGCGCAUGGACUGCUGCGGGCAGUUCGUCAAGUACAGCCUUUUCAUAGCCAAUUUUGUCAUAUUCGUGGGUGGCGCCAUUGUCUUCUGUCUGACGCUGUGGACGCUCGUGGAUCGGAGUUUUGUCAAUGAGCUGCUGGGCACGAAUCUGUUUUCAGGCGCUGUCUACGUCCUGCUGGUUACAUCGGUCAUCAUUUGUAUGGUCUCGUUUCUGGGCUGUCUGGGUGCCGGCAAGGAAGUUAAAUGUUUGCUUCUAACGUAUUUCAUAAUCGUGGCUCUGGUUUUCGUCACUAUGCUAAUUGGCGGCGUCUUGGGCUAUGUGUUCCGCGAACGGGUGCAGCAGACCAUGCGGCAGGAAAUGCGCUCCACCAUGGCCCUGUAUGGCAGCCGACGUGAGAUUACCCAGGCCUGGGAUCUCACCCAGGAGCGACUGCAGUGCUGCGGCGUGGACACGUGGCAUGACUGGAAUCGCUAUGGACCGGUGCCCGAGUCCUGCUGCCAGGAGCUGUUCGGCGGACAGCGCAAGGAGUGCACCAUCUUUCCAACCAUCACGAAUCUGUACAAUCAGGGCUGCCUCUAUGUGACGACCAAUUUCAUACGGGAUCAUGCAGCAGUCAUUGGUGGCACCUCCAUAGCGGUGGCCAUUCUCAUGAUCUUUGGCAUGAUAUUCUCUUGUCUACUGUUCAACAUGAUUGAAUAGCGCCAAAGAGUUGUGCGAGGAGUAGUUGGAGUUGCCCCCAGUACGAAGGAGGAGACACAUUUUUGAAUGUAUUCGAAUAGAGUUAUACUAGGAGUAUUAUCCGAGGGUACAACUAUGAUAUGUUGGACACUGCAUUCCAUAUGCGUUCCAUAUGUCCAUAAACAAUAUUCCCAGAGUUUUAGAUACGCAUAUCUAGUGAAGUGAAUUG